Molecule: messenger RNA, 3366 nt
Organism: Didymella exigua CBS 183.55
Lineage: Eukaryota; Fungi; Ascomycota; Dothideomycetes; Pleosporales; Didymellaceae
Product: karyopherin Kap123
Exons: 3
Coding region: 84-3326 (1080 amino acids)
Biological process (GO): protein import into nucleus
Cellular component (GO): cytoplasm; nucleus
Molecular function (GO): nuclear import signal receptor activity; small GTPase binding
Source: RefSeq, a predicted model, not a curated record
CAAAAAUUUCUGAUCUUUCGCCGCUCAGCGUCUGAUCUUCUACCAGGCCUGCUUCUACAUUUCACCACUGUAGAAUCACCGCCAUGGACGAGCAACAGUUUGUUCAGCUGCUUCAGAGCCUGCUGCAGCCUGACACCGACGUUGUCAAGAACGCCACGGCCAGUCUGAACAAGAACUACUACAACUCGCCCGCCUCACUCAAUGCGCUGCUGCAGGUUCUAUGCGGGCACCCCGACAAGGGUCUGAAGCAGCUCGCCGCCGUCGAGGCCCGCAAGCUUGUUAUCAAGCACUGGAUUUCGCUGCCUGAGGACCAGAAGGUCUCUCUUCGCAACCAGCUGUUGCAGUUUACAUUGAACGAGGAGCAGAAACUGACAAGGCACUCUGCUGCUCGUGUUGUUGCUGCCAUCGCUGCGCAAGACUUCGAGGACGGACAAUGGGCCGACCUGCCCAGCCACUUGCACCAGGCCGCCACCAGCGGCACCGCACAGCACAGAGAGGUCGGGACAUUCAUCAUCUGGACAACACUCGAGCAGACUGGCGACUCCUUCCCCGGAAAGCCCGCCGAUCUGUACAGCUUGUUCAGCAAGACGAUCCAGGACCCGGAGAGUGCCGAUGUCAGGAUUAACACCCUCAUUGGUCUCAGCCGUAUGGCCAUGCUUCUUGAGCCUGAGGAGGACGCCAAGUCUUUGGCUGCUUUCCAGCAGGCCAUUCCUCAGAUGGUCGCUGUUCUGAAGCAGACCGUCGACGAGGGCGAUGAGGAGCACGCCAUGCAGGCCUUCGAAGUCUUCCAAACCCUUCUCGGCUGCGAGUCUGCUCUCCUGCAGAAGCACUUCGGAGAUCUUGUUAGGUUCAUGCUUGAGCUAUCCGCUUCCACCGAUGUUGAGGAGGACUAUCGUUCCCAGUCCCUUGCCUUCCUUAUGCAGUGUGUACGUUACAGGAAGCUCAAGGUCCAGGCUCUCAGGAUCGGUGAGGAGCUUACUCUGAAGGCUCUGCACAUUGUCACUGAGCUUGGUGAUCUCUCCAGCGAGGACGAAGAUGUCACACCCGCCCGCUCUGCCCUUGGACUGCUCGACAUCCUUGCCUCCAGCCUUCCUCCCAGUCAGGUCGUCAUCCCUCUCCUCAAGAACCUCGGCAACUACUUUUCCUCCCCAAACCCCGACUACCGCCAGGCCGGUAUUCUUGCUCUGGGUAUGUGCGUUGAGGGCGCUCCCGACUUCAUCGCCACUCAGCUCCACGAGAUCCUGCCAAUGGUCUACCACCUUCUCGAAGACCCCGAGCUCAAGGUCCGCGCUGCCGCUCUCAACGGUAUCGCUCGCCUGGCUGAUGACUUGGCCGAGGACGUUGGCAAAGAGCACGCUAAGCUCAUUCCUGCCAUGAUCAAGAACUUCGAUCUCGCUGUUCAGAAUGCGCCCAGUGCGGACGACGAGCGUACCCUGUCGAUCGUCCGUGGGACCUGCCACGCUAUUGACUCUCUCAUCGAGGGUCUCGAGUCUGAGGAUGCCGGCAGGUACGUUCCGGAGUUAGUGCCCCGCUUCAGCAAGCUCUUCCACCACGAAGACCUCAAGGUCAAGAGCGCUGCUAUCGGUGCCGUCGGCUCUAUUGCUUCCGCCGCUGAGAAGGCCUUCCUGCCUUUCUUCCAGCAGACUAUGCAUGAGCUGUCUCCUUACGUCCGCAUCAAGGACAGUCAGGACGAGCUUGACCUCCGUGGCGUCACAUGCGAUUCCAUGGGCAAGAUGGCAUCUGCCGUUGGCCCUGAGCCCUUUGAGCCUUACGUUCUGCCCUUGAUGGAGGCGUCGGAAGAGGCUCUCCACCUCGAUCAUCCUCGCCUCCGGGAGACCAGCUACAUUCUUUGGAGCACGAUGGCUAAGGUCUACGAGGAGGGCUUUGCCAAGUACCUUCCUGGUGCCGUCAAGGGCCUCAACGAGUGUCUUGCUCAGGACGAGACGGGCACUGACGUCGAGCUUGGUGAGCACGCCAGCGAGCUUGUUGGUCAGGAGGUCAUUAUCGAGGGUCAGAAGGUCAAGGUCAUGUCCGCCGGCGACGAUGACGACGAUGACUUUGAGGACCUGAAUGACGCCAUGGUUGAUGACGAUGACUGGGAUGACCUGGAGGGUGUCACCGCUGUCGCCAUGGAAAAGGAGAUUGCUGCUGAGGUCUUCGGCGACAUUAUCACCCACACACGCCGUCAGUACCUCCCCUACCUCGAGGAGACCGUCACUAAGCUCCUUGAGCUUGUCGACCACUCCUACGAGGGGAUCCGCAAGGCUGCUCUUGGCACACUCUGGCGCACCUUCGCUUGCCUCUUUGGCAUGGCGGAGGGCGAUGGCAUGGCUAAGUGGACUCCUGGCCUUCCUCUCAAGGUCGAGCCUCCUGCGGAGCUGAAGAAGCUUGGUAACCUUGUCAUGACUGCCACCAUGGCCUGUUGGCAGGACGAGAUGGACCGGGGCACUGUCACUGAUAUCAACCGCGAUGUCGCUGCCACUCUUAAACUCUGCGGUCCUGCCGUCUUGAUGAUGGAGUCCGGCACUGCUGUUCCUGACAUUUGCCAGCAGCUGCUUGCUGUCAUCACCAAGCGUCACCCUUGCCAGCAGGAUCUUGGUGAUGAGGGUGAGGAGAUUGACCUCGAUGAGUCCUCCGAGUACGAUUGGUUAGUCAUUGAGACCGCCAUGGAGGUCGUCACCUGCCUUGCUGUCGCUCUCGGCAGCCAGUUUACCGAGCUCUGGAAAAUGUUCGAGAAGCCGAUCAUGAAGUACGCCAGCAGUCAGGAGCCUACCGAGCGCAGCGCCGCUGUUGGUACCAUUGCUGAGUGCGUCGGUAACAUGGGCGAGGGCUGCACCCAGUACCAGAGCAGUCUGCUCAAGGUGUUGCUUCACCGUCUGUCCGACGAGGACGUCGACACCAAGUCCAACGCGGUCUACGGUAUGGGUCUCUUGGCCGAGAGCACUGCCAAUGAUGACGAGAUCGCCAAGAACCUGCCCACCAUCUUCUCCAAGAUCGAGCCUCUACUUGACGCCAAGGAUCAGCCACGCCUUCUGGACAACACAGCGGGCUGUGUCAGCCGCUUCAUCACGAAGCACACUGACAGGCUACCGGUUGCCGAGGUCUUGCCUCGCCUCGUCCAGCUCCUGCCUCUGCGCGAGGACUACGAAGAGAACAAGCCCAUCUUCGGCAUGUUCAUCAAGCUGUACCAGAGGAACGAGCCCACUGUUCAGCAGCUGACCCCCACCCUGAUGCCCAUCUUCGAGCAGGCAUUGAGCUCAGAGGACCAGCUGGAGGACGAGACACGCGCGCAGCUUACUGAGCUUGUUCAGUACCUGCGCAAGUAGGAUGUUUUGAUGAAUGUCAUGGAGCAAAAAGGAUGAAUAC